Molecule: messenger RNA, 3053 nt
Organism: Magnolia sinica
Lineage: Eukaryota; Viridiplantae; Streptophyta; Magnoliopsida; Magnoliales; Magnoliaceae
Product: acetyl-coenzyme A carboxylase carboxyl transferase subunit alpha, chloroplastic
Exons: 12
Coding region: 264-2597 (777 amino acids)
Biological process (GO): fatty acid biosynthetic process
Cellular component (GO): acetyl-CoA carboxylase complex
Molecular function (GO): acetyl-CoA carboxylase activity; carboxyl- or carbamoyltransferase activity
Source: RefSeq, a predicted model, not a curated record
UUCCUUCCACCUUUCAAAAUAACAAACAAAACAGUGGGAGUGUCGUCGAUCCCAUCGAUGAUCCCAAUGCCUCCAUAUAUAUUCUUCAUCUCUCCUUCUCAUUUCUAGGGUUUUUUUCCCCCCUCCUUCUCUCUUUCGAAUCUCGGCGAUUUUGAUCUUUUCUUUCUCUACUCUACCGCCGAUUUUGAUCUUCUUCGAGGCUUUUUUCUGGAGAUCUUGAUCUCUCUCAGGAUCCUCUGUGGCGCAUUCUCUGGAGAUCAAAAAUGGCUUCUUUGCCUCAUUCUCCAAUUGCAUUUUCCGGCACCUCUGCCUCAGAUCAUCUUCAGAGUUCUUGUAGUGGCAUCAAUGGGAUGCCUUUGAAAUAUCUUGGGAGGACGUGCUUAGGUGUUGGGAGGAGGGAUCUCUCCAUCGUUGCAAAGAUCAAGAAGUGGAAGAAGCACGAUUACCCGUGGCCGGACGAGGUUGACCCGAAUGUGAAAGGUGGACAUGUGAGCUAUCUCUCGCAUUUCAAGCCUUUGAAAGAGAAGCCGAAGCCAGUUACAUUGGACUUCGAGAAACCUCUCAGAGCUCUAGAGAAGAAGAUCAUUGAUGUACGAAAGAUGGCAGAUGAAACUGGUCUGGAUUUCAGUGACCAGAUCUCUUCUCUGGAGACUAAGUAUCAGCAGGCUUUAAAAGACCUGUACACACAUCUGACUCCCAUACAACGCUUGACCAUUGCUCGGCAUCCUAACAGGCCAACUUUUCUUGACCAUAUGUUAAGGAUUACUGACAAGUGGGUGGAGCUUCAUGGAGACCGUGCUGGUUAUGAUGAUCCUGCCAUUGUCACAGGCAUAGGAAGUAUAGAUGGUAUGAACUGUCUUUUCAUAGGUCAUCAAAAAGGUAGAAACACGAAAGAAAACAUUCAACGUAACUUUGGGAUGCCUACUCCACACGGUUACCGGAAAGCUUUGCGCCUGAUGCUUUAUGCCGAUCAUCAUGGAUUGCCUAUCGUUACAUUUAUUGACACGCCAGGGGCUUAUGCAGACCUUAGGUCAGAGGAAUUAGGCCAAGGUGAGGCCAUAGCACAUAAUUUGAGGGCUAUGUUUGGUCUGAAAGUUCCAAUUGUUACGGUUGUUAUUGGGGAAGGUGGUUCUGGUGGUGCACUUGCUAUUGGAUGUGCUAACAGAUUAUUAAUGAUGGAAAAUGCAGUUUUCUUUGUUGCCAGCCCAGAGGCAUGUGCUGCAAUCUUGUGGAAGAGUUCCAAAGCUGCUCCAAAGGCAGCUGAGAAGUUGAAGAUAACUGCUACAGAAUUGUGCAAGCUGAAAAUUGCAGAUGGCAUCAUUCCCGAACCGCUUGGUGGUGCACACACCGAUCCAUCUUGGACCUCAGAACGGAUAAAGAUUGCACUUGUUGGAGAACUGAAAGAGCUCUUGAAAAUGGACACACAACAGCUCCUGCACCAUCGCAUGCUCAAAUUCCGUGCAAUGGGUGGGUUCCAAGAAGGCAUUCCAGCAGACCCAAUAAAGAAAGCUAGAAUGAAGAAGAAAGAGGAGCCGGUUCAAAAGGGAGAGCCCAGUAAAACUUCAGAUGUUGACUUGCAGGAUGAGAUUGAAAAGCUCAAACUGCAAAUUGUCAAAUCCAAGGAGUCCUCGUCUCGGCCUCCUGAGUUGGGCCUGAAUGAGAUGAUUGAGAAACUGAAAAGGGAGGUUGAUCUGGAAUUUUCUAAGGCUGUCAAAUCCAUGGGAUUGAAGGACAGGCUCGAGUUGUUGCGGAAGGAUGUUUCAAAAGCGAGGAGUUCGCCAGACCAACUCAUAGAUCCGGGCCUCAAGGAGAAGAUUGAGAAACUCAAGCAGGAGUUGAACCAAGGUCUAUCAACAUCUCCCAAUUUACCGAGCUUGAAUUACAAACUUGAUAUGCUGAAGGAAAUAUCAAAAGCCAAGGAACUCUCAGAGCAGGAAGGAAAACUUGCGUCGAUAAAGCAGGAAAUCAAUAAAAGGCUCAAAGAGAUUGUUGAUAGAUCCGAUAUGAAGGAGAGGAUUGAGAUGCUACAGGCAGAAAUGGAAAAUUUUGGAGUCUCAACAGAAGGUGAUCUCGAUCAUGGGCUGAAGGAGAAAAUCGUGAAAGUGAAGAAGGAGAUAGGAUUAGAGCUGGCCAAUGUAUUGAAGUCCUUGCAUUUGGAUGUUGAGCUUGUGGCACCAAAACAAGAGGUGUUGAGAACAAAUGACUUUAUCGAGCAGCCACCAUUCUCAGAUUUAAAUGUCAAGAUCAAGGAAUUGAAUCAUGAAAUUAAUGAUGUGAUACAAGAUGCUGUGGAUUCAACGGAUCUGAAGAACGAAAUUGAGAUGCUGAAGCUGGAGGUGGCGAAGGCGGGGAAUUCACCCUAUCCAGAAUCAGCGAAUAAGAUCGAGGCACUGAAGCAACAGAUAAAGCAGAGCCUUGGAGCUGCUUUAAGCUCCUCGGGCUUGAUAGAUAAGCAUGAGAAGCUGAUGCAGGAGAUUGCUAAAGCCAAAGGAUCGGAGGAAUUGAAUGGAGUUUUGAAGAAGGAGGCUCUGCAAGAAGGCGAUUCAAAACACGAUGUGUCGAGAAUGCAGAUUAAUAUGGAUGUGAGCCGCAGAUAAACAUAAUGUGAAGAUGGCCUGAUGAGAAACACAGCUCCUCAGUUCUUGGAUGGACUUCUCUCCAAAAACCACCACGUCUUCCGAUCGGAAUCAGAAGCUGGCCCACCAUUACCACCAGUCUGCCGAAUUUGAGCUGUCUUUUCCAUCUUUUAACUAGAAUCUGUGGAUGCUCCACUUGGAAUACAAACAAGAAAGCAGUAGGUAGCUUUCUUGCAGAUUUUUGUUGUUGGCCUUUUCUCUGUCUAUUCAGCUUCUCUAUGGAGCUGGGCUAGUUUGAGUUAUUUUAGUGUUGAAACCGUAAAAUCUCUAUUUUAAAAAUCAGUAGUCUGUAUAGAUUUCACAAGCAUUUGAGGUAAAGUUGAGGCUCUGGAAAUGUCUCAGCUAUAAUAAUAGCAGAAAUAAGUGUAAGCUUAUACCACAUUCUUUCAUGGGUUUAUAUAUGCAUCCUUUCAUGAA